Choloepus didactylus (southern two-toed sloth) is the source of this 3765-nucleotide messenger RNA. RefSeq names its product selectin P (gene SELP). NCBI's taxonomy places the organism in Eukaryota, Metazoa, Chordata, Mammalia, Pilosa, Megalonychidae. Gene Ontology annotation, biological process: leukocyte tethering or rolling; response to cytokine; heterophilic cell-cell adhesion. Gene Ontology annotation, molecular function: sialic acid binding; oligosaccharide binding. The transcript has 16 exons. The record is from RefSeq and is a predicted model, not a curated record. Bases 72 to 2375 code for a protein of 767 amino acids. Gene Ontology annotation, cellular component: external side of plasma membrane; membrane.
GGGGAGGCAAUGAGAAUAUAAAAAGUCUGGGUCAGGCAGAAGGGAGAAAGCCAGCAGAGACUGCAGAAGAAAUGGCCAUUUGCCUAAAAGUCAGCUGGAACUGGAGAUUUCAGAUAGCAGUCUUCAGAGCUACCCAACUCCUUUGCUUCAGUGCUGUGAUCUCUGAACUAAUGAAUCAGAAAGUAGCAGCAUGGACCUAUCAUUACAGUGCAAACUCAUACUCAUGGAAUGUUUCCCGGAUGUUCUGCCAGAGGUUCUACACGGAUUUAGUAGCCAUCCAGAAUAAAAAAGAAAUUGCUCAUCUCAAUGAUGUCAUACCCCGCUACCAUUCUUAUUACUGGAUUGGGAUCCGAAAGAUCAAUAAUGUUUGGACCUGGGUGGGAACCAAAAAGAAUCUUACCAAAGAGGCCGAGAACUGGGCUGACAACGAGCCCAACAACAAGCAGAACAACCAGGACUGCGUGGAGAUCUAUAUCAAGGGCACCUUGGAGCCUGGCAAGUGGAACGAUGAGCCCUGUGGGAAAAAAAAGCGAGCGCUGUGCUACACCGUCUCCUGCCAGGAAAUGUCCUGCAGCAAGCAAGGAGAGUGCAUUGAGACUAUCGGGAACUAUACCUGCUCCUGCCACCCUGGCUUCUAUGGACCAGAAUGUGAAUAUGCUAUCCAGUGCCCACCCCUGAAGACUCCUGAACAAGGAAGCAUGAACUGUCUUCACUCUGCAGAAGAAUUCCAGUACCAGUCCAGCUGUCACUUCGGUUGUGAAGAGGGAUUUGCGUUGGUUGGGACAGAGGAGGUGCAAUGCAUGGCCUCAGGGGAGUGGACAGCCCCAGCCCCUGUGUGUAAAGUUGUGCAGUGUCAGCUCCUGGAAGCCCCGAGCAAAGGAACCAUGGACUGUGUUCACCCGCUCGCUACUUUUGCAUUUGGUUCCAGCUGUAAAUUUGAAUGCCAGCCUGGCUACCAAAUGAGGGGCUUGGACACACUCCGCUGCAUUAGCCCUGGCCACUGGACUGCACCCUUGCCAGUUUGUGAAGACAUUGUGUGUGACCCACUGGAGAGUCCUGUCCAUGGAAGCAUGGAUUGCUCCCCAUCUUCAAGAGGAUUUCAAUACAACACCAACUGCAGCUUCCACUGUGCGGAGGGUUUCAUGCUGAGAGGAGCUAAGACAGCUCAGUGUUCUGACUUGGGACAAUGGACAAUGCCAGCCCCCAUCUGUCAAGCUUUGCAGUGCCAAGAUCUUCCGGCUCCCGACAAGGCCCGGAUGAAAUGUUCCCACCCCUUUGGUGCCUUUAACUACCAGUCAGCCUGUAGCUUCACCUGUGAGGAAGGCUUUCUCCUGGUGGGAGCAAGUAUUUUGCGAUGCUUGGCUACUGGGAAUUGGAGUGCUCUGCCUCCAGAAUGCCAAGCCAUUACCUGCGCACCUCUACUAAGCCCUCAGAAUGGAACAAUGACCUGUGUCCAACCUCUUGGAGAUUCCGGCUAUAUAUCCACAUGCCAAUUCAUCUGUGAUGAGGGAUUUUCUUUAUCUGGACCAGAAAGUUUGGAUUGUAUUCCAUCUGGACACUGGACAGGCUCCCCACCAACAUGUGAAGCCAUCAGGUGCCCAACGUUGUCCGCCCCAAAGCAAGGCCACCUGGAUUGUUCUGGUGUUCAUGGGGAAUUCAGUGUUGGCUCCACCUGCCGUUUCUCCUGCAAUAUGGGCUUUACCCUGAAUGGGUCCAAGGUGGUUGAGUGCACAGCUUCUGGAAGAUGGACAGCACCUCCACCAACCUGCAAAGGUGUGAAGUCGGCUCCUACUCUAGAGAUGCGCUGCCCAGCCCUCAUCACCCCUGAACAGGGAACCAUGUCCUGUAGGCAUCAUCUGGGCACCUUUGGCUUGAACACCACUUGCUACUUUGGAUGCAAAACUGGAUUCACUCUUACAGGAGACAGUUCUCUCAGAUGUGGACCUUCAGGACAAUGGACAGCAGUAACUCCAGCAUGCAGAGCUGUCAAAUGCGCGGAGCUGCACGUUAUUAUGCCAAUAGUGAUGAACUGCUCCAACCCCUGGGGAAACUUCAGCUAUGGAUCAACCUGCACCUUUCAUUGUCCAGAGGAUCACAUACUUAAUGGCUCGGCAAGGUCAGCAUGCCAAGAGAAUGGACACUGGUCUACUAUAAUGCCAACCUGCCAAGCAGGGCCACUGACUGUCCAGGAAGCCCUGACUUAUUUUGGUGGAGCAGUGGCUUCUACAACUGGUCUAGUGAUAGGUGGGACACUCCUGGCUUUGCUAAGGAAGCGUUUCAGACAAAAAGAUGAUGGGAAAAGCCCCUUGAAUCCUCAAAGCCACCUAGGAACAUAUGGAGUUUUUACAAAUGCAGCAUUUGACCCAACCCCUUAAGUUUCAGAAACCCUUUCUUCUCUUGGCCAUUUCAUUCAACCUCAUCAGGAUCCUGACUUCAACUAUAGAAGGUUUGCUACAGUUUUCUAUAAAUACCUGUGAAUAAAGGACAUGGAAUUUCUUUUAGUUUAGCUCUGAACCAGAGCUUCUCCACCUCUCCUGUGCCUCCAGCACAAGCAGCAGAAGCCAGGAGCUCCUGCAGUGUUCUGUGGGCUUUGAAAUACCAAUUGGUCAAAGAGGCUGGAGCAUUUGACUCACCAGGAGACCAGACUGUGGGGAAAUGAAAAUACUUCUUUAUUUUUGCACUAGAGGAAGGCAUCUUCUACUUUGGAAGGAGGCAGCGUUUCUGACUUGGAAUUUCUGUAGCAUCUUCUGGGGUCUCCAGUGGUUGCUGUUUACAAGGCCUCUUAGAGACCUCUGCUCCCAAAGCUUCCAGAGAGACCACUGGGUGGCACCAGAGGUUGCAGAAGACCAAGAAGCAAGCCAGGAGGCCACAUGUCACUGUUGACCUUACCCCACAGGUCGCUCUCCACCAAAGGGGCCCAAAGACCAAUAUUCAAAUGCAUAAUUAAAAGAACUUGCCCCAAAAGCUAUGUUCUUCUAUUUGAUGAUUUGUUCAGUAAGGUCUGUGUACAUCACUUUGUUUACCAUUAAUGUAAUGCACGGGUACAGUUACCUAUGUAUAAAGCUCAACUCUUCAAUCAGUCAGCAAAUAUCUACCAUUCACCCACUUCCUCAAAGAGGAAAUCAGAGAAGCAGAAAAAGUCUCUAUCACCUCACUGUUCUACAGGGAAGAACAGAUGUGUUUUACAUUCUUUACACCACACGUUUAAUAAAUAGGUCAUUAAAAGUUACACAGUAGUUAUCUGGCACUGAUGUGAAAAAAAAAAAAUAGCCAAACAAUGUCAUUGGCUUUUCUCUGUGAAAUGUAAUGUAGUGAUUAUGUCAUGUGGACUGAAUGACAUAUAAUUAAAACAAAUAAAGCAAAUAAAAAUGGUGAAACAGUCUAACCACAUACAAAAGAUAACAACAAAAAUUUUGCAAGAAUUUUGGAAAUACCCUUGGAAUUUGGGGACACUGUGCUAAUUUUGCAAGAAUUUUGGAAAUACCCUUGGAAUUUGGGGACACUGCUAAGUUUGCAAGAAGUUCGGAAAUAUCCUUGGAAUUUGGGGACACUGUGCUUUUUAAAAGUUUCUCCGAUGUGCUGUCAAUAGCGUCUUAGACUACUUAUUAGUGCCAAUCACUAGGCGAGGUACUGCAGGACAAUUGUUCUCAAUCCUGGCUCCUAAGCAUUGCCUGCUGGAGCAACUGAUCUCUGCCCUUUCUCCACCCUGGAGAAAGGGCAGUCACUAAUCUGGCUGGUCUCUCUCCUACCUCUUGUCACUAGCCA